This is a messenger RNA of Salmo salar (Atlantic salmon), 2554 nucleotides long. The record is from RefSeq and is a predicted model, not a curated record. NCBI's taxonomy places the organism in Eukaryota, Metazoa, Chordata, Actinopteri, Salmoniformes, Salmonidae.
CCAACAUCUCAAACUCAGCUGCUCUUUCUCUUCUCUCCUCUUCUUCUCUCCUCCUCUUCUCUCCUCCUCUUCUCUCCUCCGUUCUGCUCCUCUCUUCCAGGCGAAUGAACAAAUACAGCCUGAAAAAAAGCGAGAGAGAGAGAGAGAGAGAGAGAGAGAGCGAGAGAGAGAGAGAGAGAGAGAGAGAGAAAACACACAAGGCAAAAAUACAGGAGGUUAAUAGUCAGACUGGGGAGUUAGCAGCUUGUUUCCUGGAGUGAGUCGUCCCAGCUGAACACCGUGGAGAGAAUAGUAACCAAUCAUCUCUUCGUGUGUGUGUGUGUGUCCAGACAGAGAAGAGUGGAAUAGUAGGAGCUAGUUUUAGGGGAAGCUGGACCACAGAUCCUCUGCCAACUGAAAGAGGAGCAGCAGCAGACAACUCCAAGAAGAGAAACAUACUGUGGAGAAAUUGAAGAGUUUGCGCCUGAUGGAAUGAGAAGAAACUGAAAGACACACAAAGAGACUGAAAGAGAAAGUCAAGGAGGGAGAGAAAGAGAGACCCUUCUGGUUAAUCGAAUCAAGAUAAAUUCUUUCGGUGUUCUUCUCUGCUCUGCAAAGUGUGACGACCCUCCAUUUCCCCUCUCCACCUCCCCUCACCCCUUCUCCCUCUCCUCCCCCUGUCCUCAUCUCACCUGAGAUGGGCCGGCUGCUGGCCUUAUCCCUGGCCUACCUGGCUUACCUGUCGACUGCAGUGAUUGGCUCAGAGAAGAAGCAGCACCUGGUGCAACAUGGACCCUGCAGUUACACUUUCAUACUCCCUGAGGUGGAACACUGCCAACCCCUCAAAGACUACCAGGUCACCAACUCCCUCCAGAGGGACUUCCCACCACCGCCAGCCCCUGACCCAGGAUCGAGUCACCCUGAGCAGGCCAAAGACCAGCACGCUAGGCCCUCGCGGCAGGAGAGGAAGCUGGAGAGUCUGCGGAGCUCCACAGAGAAUAAUACACAGUGGUUGCAAAAGCUGGAGAGGUCCAUCCAGGAGAACCUGCGUUCUGGGAUGGAGGAGAUGAAGAGGAACGCUGUUCACACCCAGACGGCGGCCAUGUUGGAGAUCGGGACCAACCUUCUCAGCCAAUCAGCUGAGCAGACCCGCAAACUGACAGAUGUGGAGACCAAGGUGCUGAACCAGACCAGUAGAAUGGAGAUUCAGCUGUUAGAGUAUUCUCUGUUCACUGACCGUCUAGAGAAACACAUCCUCCAGCAGAAUCAGGAGAUCUCAAGACUCAACGAUAAAAGCAGUUUGCUAGAGCAAAGGUUCUCAGCUUUAGAGGCCAGGCACGUUAAGGAGCUCCAGGGUCUGCAGAGGGAAAAACAGCAGCUGCAGGACAUGCUGGAGAUACAGAGGCGCCUGGUCACCCAGCUACAGGGAGAGCUGGGGACCUCCACACACAACAGCACACUACUGCAGAAACAGCAGGCUAUACUGACUGACACAGUGCAGCAGCUGCUAGCCAUGGUCACCCACUACAAUGAUAUACCCACUACACCCAAAGAGGAGCCAGUGAUAUUCAGAAACUGUGCUGAAAUCUUCAGAUCUGGGCUCACAGAGAAUGGUGUCCACAGCAUACGACCCCCAAACUCUACCCACACAGUUAAGGUGUUCUGUGAUAUGAAGACGAGAGGUGGAGGCUGGACCGUGCUGCAGCAUCGUAGAGACGGAGCCGUGGAUUUCCACCGUGGAUGGAAGGAUUACAAGAUGGGUUUUGGGGAUCCCUCGGGAGAGUACUGGGCAGGAAAUGACAUCAUCCACCUGCUGACCAGCUCUCAAGAGUACAGUCUCCAGGUGCAGCUGAAGGAUGCUGAGGGGAACGAAGCUUACUCCCACUACAGUCACUUCUAUAUAGAUGCAGAGGACAAAAACUACAGUCUCCAUGCCCAGGGGUUCAGUGGUACUGCUGGCCGCACCAGUAGCCUGACUCACCCUGGGACCCAGUUCAGCACCAAGGACCGAGACAACGACCGCUGCUCCUGCAAGUGUGCCCAGAUGGCUUCUGGAGGUUGGUGGUUCGAGGCGUGUGGUCCCUCCAACCUGAACGGUAUCUACUACGCUGGCGUCUCCAACGUGGUCCGUUACAACGGCAUCAAGUGGUACUACUGGAAGGGCACCAGCCUCAUGGCUACCGUGACGACCAUGAUGGUUCGACCCGCAAGCUUCUGAGGCACAACGGCGGCGAUCGAGCGAUUCUCGAAUAAUGAUGUUUGACAGAAAUGUGGAAGAUGAUACUUGAGUGGAGAUUUUUUAGACGUUUUUAAUUGACUGUAUUUGAAAAUGACAGAUCAUUUAUUUUCUGAAAUGUGUUCCGUUUUUAGAAAUGUUUACCGCUGAAAUGGCACUUAGGCUUACGCCGUAAAUGUGUGUUUUAUAAUGUGAUUGUACAUAUAUUGUGGACGCAUAAUGGUAUAUUAUGGCUUACUGCUACCCCCCUUUGACUUUCGUUGUUCAUAAAACUUUAAAAGUAAUUUUUCCUAACUGUUUCCCGCUAUGCCACUCAGAGAUGCUUGUAAAAACCUUUCU